Molecule: messenger RNA, 372 nt
Organism: Thlaspi arvense
Lineage: Eukaryota; Viridiplantae; Streptophyta; Magnoliopsida; Brassicales; Brassicaceae
Source: the annotation of a GenBank genome assembly
AUGGGAUUUUCUUACGGCAGGACUGGAGCCAUCAUCGUCGGAGUUAUUCUGAAUGAUUUAAUGAGAGAGGUCUGUUCUUUUCUUGAUCUAACUCGUUUGUUUUCGCCGGAAUGUUCGGGAAGUAUAAACAAGAUUCCAAUGGACGACAUGCUUCCGGCGAUAAAAUUCGAAGAGAUGUCACGGGUCAAUCCGCCGGAGAGUUGCCGGAUAUGUCAAGAUGAGUUCGACGGCGAUGACCAAGUCAGGUGUUUGAGGAAUUGCGUACAUGUUUUUCACAAGACGUGUAUUGACCGUUGGAUCCAUGAUGAUAAGAUGACGUGUCCUUUGUGUAGAACCCCAAUCAUCCCUGAUUUCUAUUUUUUACGCUUGUAA